Messenger RNA from Coregonus sp. 'balchen', 21952 nucleotides. The record is from the annotation of a GenBank genome assembly. NCBI's taxonomy places the organism in Eukaryota, Metazoa, Chordata, Actinopteri, Salmoniformes, Salmonidae.
AUGUUAAAGGUGUGUGUAGCCAUGCCUAAUUUUAUAAUGCAUUGAAAUCAGAGAUGUUAUUAUAAUGUUGAUGAAGGGUUUUCUAUAAUCCUGUCCUCUUUCUGACUUCAGGACUACGAUGCCAUUAUCAAACUGGUAGAGACCCUGAACAACUUGCCCAUGUGCUUGGUGGCAGCCCAGCAGAAUAUCAAAUUUCACUACAUAUUUGCUUUAAACAGGUACCAUUGUUGCUCCAUUUGUGUAUUGCGCACAUAUUCUGUUUGACCGAUAGUCUUUCACAUUAUAUCAUAGAAGGAAAUAAUGUGUAUACAACACUAAAUGGGUUAAAGCCAACCCCCAUUUUAACACUUAAUUAGUGGGCUUGCUGAAAGCACACUACUGUUUUUCCCUAUCUUUAUGAUUUUAGACGGCUGAAGCAAGCACACAGAUUUUCUUCAAGAAUUGUACUAGUUGUCACACAACACUUUAACUUGCAGCACAACACAGGCUGUUAAUUCUCAGGAUUCCAUCUGUCAUAAUGUUUCCUAAUCUUUGACCUCCAGGAGGAAUCGUCCAGGUGACCGUGCCAAGGCCCUGGAAGUGAUUCUGCCCAUUGUGGAGUCAGGUGGCAGGGUGGCGUCGGACGUGCACUGCCUCUGUGGCCGUAUCUACAAAGACAUGUUCAUGAGCUCUGGCUUUAAAGACCAUCGCAGUCGAGACCAGGCCUGCUACUGGUGAGACACACCAUUACGGUGUCCAUAUUAGUACAGCCUUAGAGUCACAAGGAGUUGGUGUCAAAGGCACUCGGACUUGUCAGUCGUCCUAAUAUGCAAACCGUAUGCACAGCAUCCCUUCACUCACUCCAGUCAAGUCCUCCUUACUAGGGCUCUACAUCAGUCUAUGUUAUGUUAUCCCUUUGAGUUCCCUCCAUCCUUUCAGUUAUACUUUACUUGAAUCCUCUGUCAUAAAGGCUACAUAAUACUGUUAGAAUAAAGACAUAGCAGAUGGCAUAAACAGUCAUGACACCUGGUGUCAGGCUUAUGACAACUGACACAUCUGAUACUAUAUGAUACACUGUUAUUAAACAAAUCAUUGCUUAGGUCAGCUCAUUGACUAGGCAGCAAUAUGUAUUAAUUAAUUAAUCCAUUUUAAUCUCCAUUCAUGGAUUCUCCCCCAGGUACGGCAAAGCCUUCGAGACAGAGCCAACCCUUCACUCCAGCAUCAACAACAUUGUCCUCUUGAUGGCUGCCGGCCACGAAUUUGACACCUCCAUCGAGCUGCGCAAAAUAGGUACCUUGUUCUCACUGACACUCCACUGCCCUGAAUCAGUGGCCUGUCAAAGGGAACUGCUGUGUUUUGUUUGAUUGCUUAAGUAAACUACAAUUGCCUUAUAUUUUUAUCUAUGCCUGUGAUCAACCGCAGUGAGUGUGGGCUAAUUGUUGGUGCAGUUGUACUCCCUGCCAAUCACUAUCAUCAUUACUAACAGCCUGCAUAAGGACACUAAAUAAUUACACCCCUACAUUAUUUAUCAAUGCAUGCCACUGUUAUUCUAUUUGGGAUUCUGUGCCAUGUCAUGUCUCUUUUUGUUGUUUGUUACAUUUCGAUUCCAUACUGUUAGACUGAAACUAUAACUAUAUUAAUAAUAUUCUCACUAUCUAACCUGUGUCUGUCUGUCUGUUUGCGCCCAUCUGUGUGUGUGUGUUUGUUGUGUGUGUAUCCAGGCGUGACCCUGAGCAGCCUGCUGGGGAGGAAGGGCAGCUUGGAGAAGAUGCAGGACUACUGGGACGUAGGCUUCUACCUGGGAGCCAGCAUCCUGGCCAACGAACACAGGAAGGUCAUUGAGGCUUCAGAAAAACUCUACCGGCUCAAUGCACCCAUGUGGUGAGAGGAGUCACAGUUCAUCUUGUCAAAUCCUAUGGUCAUUGUCACUACAAACAUUCAAGACGGCACAAACAGAUCUGGGACUAGGCUAACAGUAGCAGGCAUUCUUGAUGUGAAAUAUAUGAGCAUAUUCUAACAGAUUCUUCAAUAACACUGAUGUUUAUAUGAACCUUGUUUUUGAGAUUGAUCUGAUUAGAAACCAGGAUGAGAGGGCACAUUUCAAAAUAUCCUGUUAAAGGGGCCCGCACAGGCAUCUAGAUUACCAUGUAAAAUAGACUUGUAUAUUUUUACCGAUUUUAGAAAUGCUUAGAAUUUGAGAAUUUUCUCUCAUGUCUAACUAUCAGUAAGGCUGAAAAGACAGGCUGAGUGUGCGGGGAGCUAAUAGGCUGAGUGGGGGGGAGCUCACCUUGACUGACAGUUCUUUGAAAUACUUUUGUCAAGCAACUUGGACAUAAUGAGCCGUUGUGCAGUGAGAUCAUGAAGUUAGCUAGCUAGUUCAUCUUGGACAAUUUCAGUUGAAACUGGGCAGGUUGAGGUCUGGGUACGCCUCAUAAAAUAUUUAUGUUGACUGCCAGACCAUGUUCAUAAACCAUGACUAUCAAUGAUGUCAAGAUCUCCCAUUUGGCAUGUCUCUUCUGUUGCAGUUUGCAGCAGCACUGACAGAUAUGUUGAUGUGACAACUGUGUCUGAGUUUUGAACGACACUCCCCCCCCCCCCCUUUUGUUCCAUGCUGGCUGAAGAACUAGCUAGCCAGUAACUAGCGAACACCAGACACAGAUGAAAGGGGAAAGUAUCUUUGCCAUAGAUGAAUGUCUUCCUCUCUCCCUCCCCUCCCGGAGGACCUGAGUCCUAGGACCUUGCCUCAGGACUACCUGGCCUGAUGACUCCUUGCUGUCCCCAGUACACCUGGUCGUGCUGCUGUUCCAGUUUCAACUCUUCUGCCUGCGGCUAUGGAACCCUGACCUGUUCACCGGUUGUGCUACCUUGUCCCAGACCUGCUGUUUUCAACUCUCUCUCUACCGCGCCUGCUAUUUCAACCUCUAAAUGCUAUGAAAAGACAAGUGACAUUUACUCCUGAUGUACUGACCUGUUGCAACCUCUACAACCACUGUGAUUAUUAUUUGACCCUGCUGGCCAUCUAUGAACGGUUUGAACAUCUUGGAGAAAAAUCUGGCCUUAAUGGCCAUGUACUGUUAUAAUCUCUACCCGGCACAGCCAGAAGGGGACUGGCCACCCCUCAGAACCUGGUUCCUCUCUAGGUUUCUUCCUAGGUUUCUGCCUUUCUAGGGAGUUUUUCCUAGCCACCAUGCUUCUACAUCUGCAUUGCUUGCUGUUUGGGGUUUUGGGCUGGGUUUCUGUAUAGCACUUUGAGACAUCUGCUGAUGUAAAAAGGGCUUUAUAAAUACAUUUGAUUGAUUGAUAGGAGAAACCUGUAAUUUGAUGUCACCCUGCAGUGGAAUUUUGGCAACAGUAGACUAGCUAGCUAUGUAAACCACACCCCUCUGCGAACACACCUUACAUUUUACAUUUACAUUUUAGUCAUUUAGCAGACGCCCUUAUCCAGAGCGACUUACAGUUAGUGAAUACAUUAUUAUUUUUUUAUACUGGCCCCCCGUGGGAAUCGAACCCACAACCCUGGCGUUGCAAACGCCAUGCUCUAUCAACUGAGCUACAUCCCUGCCGGCCAUUCCCUCCCCUACCCUGGACGACGCUGGGCCAAUUGUGCGCCGCCCAUGAGUCUCCCGGUCGCGGCCGGCUGCGACAGAGCCUGGAUUCGAACCAGGAUCUCUAGUGGCACAGUUAGCACUGCGAAGCAGUGCCUUAGACCACUUACGAGGCGGUACUUAUUUAAAUUAGGUAAGAGAAUAAGUUAACCAUUGGUGUAUUAAAAUGAGGGCUUUGUGAUGUCACACGAAGCCCUAAAUAAUCCCGCCAUCUGAAUUCAAGUUUUUGACAUGGGGAGGGGACCAGUAACUUUAUGAUCAGACUUGAUCAAUAUACCAGCAACAGCCAUUUUUCAUACUUUGGUCAUCCUACUUUGAUCUGGUUUCAUCCAUUUGAUGAAAAACUUGAUUUUGACUAUGCGGGACCUUUAAUGUUAAAUAUACUGUCCAUUUAGAGGACCCCUUUCCCCUAAGCAAAAGUUUGGUAUGGCCUCUUUAAGGUCAAUGUUUUGAACUUUAUUUUGAUAUUCAAAUACUUAUUUGCAUCUUUCUUUUGAGGUAUGUGGGCUCGAUCAUGGAGACGUACAUCUUGUACCGUCAGUUCACCAAGCCCCCAGAGGUGAAACCUGCUAAACAGGAGACUGUGGACUUCUGGAUGGAGCUGAUGCUGCAAGCCUGCAAGCCCACUGUUUCCACUGACCGCUGCCCAGUAAGACCUCACCACAGCUCCCAGUACAUUCAGCUUUAUUUAGUUAGAGCAUAGCAGCAUGUUGCUAAGACACUCUGUCAGACUCCACCACUCCCAGUACUCCCAGUUCCUCAAACCCACAUUGCUUUGUGAGACCUCAAUAGAUUCUCUCUGUCUAGUAUAUAACAGUUCUGGGCGUUCAAAUGCAGUGCAGUAAAAAACAUUUGCUUUAACAUGGAUUUAACUGCACCGUCAGGGGCCUAUUUUACAUUACAUGGUUAGAUAAUUGUAACAAUGUACAGUACCUUUCUGCAGCAAAAGUAUUUGGAAAAGUAACCUUUUAAUGCCAAGAACUGUUAUCACCAUUAACCAUUGCCGUUCCUCAGGUUCUGAUCCUGGAGCCGACCAAAGUGUUGCAGCCCACCAUAGUGUGUGUGAGUGAGGAGGAUGACAGCUGCACGGUUCAGCUCCACCACAUCACACCCCUAAAGGUACAGACCAUGUUUGGCAUGACAAUGACCAUAAGAGUUGGCUAUACAGCACAAGCAGAUCUGGGACCAGCUAUUUAACUACUGAGUUAUACUGUACAGGUCUACAGUUUUCAACCUAUCAAGACAUUAAAAGUGGUUAAACAGGAAUGGUGUGAGACAGAAUGGUGUAUUUAACCAGAAUAGGCGUGGAGUGUUUUCAUAACAGCACCACGUCGGUGAGGGGAAAGAAGAUAUGCCUCAUCGCCUGAGGAGGGUACGUGUGCGCCUGCGUGUGUGUGCAGGCGCGUGCAUACUUUGUGUGUUUAGACUGUUGAGUGAGCAUUUUGAACAGUCUGCCAUGUCUUCCCUUCCAUAGAAAGGCCAGAAAGCCCAGUGGACUUUCCCAGCCUCGCAAAUCCGGGGAGUGAGGUACGGUAACAGACAGUACAGAGUGUGCUAACAUUUCUAGGCUAAGUUCCUGGCCCUGUGAUGCAUGUCGUGUUCAGGCCUGCAGCCCAUACACAUCACCAGGGCUAGUCUAACAGACCUAAGUUCAAAUACUAUUUGAAAUCUUUCAGCGUUUGCUUUAGCCUGCCUGGACUUCCAGAUGGGCGGAGUUUGCAGGUUUGCGACUACUCUAUUGGUUCCAUUGUGCCAGGCAAGCUCAAUCAAGCCCAGCUAAAGGAUUUGAAAGGAUUUCAAAUAGUAUUUGAAUGCAGCUUGAUGUCUACUGAGUCUAUACACUUUAACUGUCUGGUGGACUUGGCCACUGGCCAUCAGGGCGUCUUUGUCUGUGCUGUUUUCAAAGACUGUGACUGGAUGUGUGUGUGUGUGUGUGUGUGUGUGUGUGUGUGUGUGUGUGUGUGUGUGUGUGUGUGUGUGUGUGUGUGUGGUGUGUGUGUGUGUGGUGUGUGUGUGUGUGUGUGUGUGUGUGUGUGUGUGUGUGUGUGUGUGUGUCAGUGUCUGUUUGGCUGUGGAUCAAUAUCACUGUGUGCUUUACCCUUGUUUUGCCUACCGAACUGCCUCCAGGGCAGUUUCCUUUCAGUUUAUAUUUGCAACACUAUCACCUGGUGGCUUCAAACGUAUCAGUAUUUCAACUCUACACGAGAUAGAAAGAAAACGUUAUUCUCUGAAUUGGAGUGCCCCAUAUUGAAUGUGUUAUUAUGGGCUUUUCUUGUCCUUAUUUAUAUUCCCUUAACUUUGUUUGCCUGCAUUGGUAUUUUGAGUAUACUUGUUGUUAUUACAUUGUGAUGCCGCUGUCAGCUUUGAAGUGUUGAGUAGUUCCUAAUCCCCCACUUUAACCUUUUGACCUGUUCAGUGUUUCAAAGUUUGACGAACGUAGCUGCUUCCUGUAUGUCCUGGAGAACUCAGAUGACUUCCAACUCUGCUUUCCCAGCGAGCUGCACUGUAAAGGGUGAGUCACACACACUUGCACAUACACACACACACACACACACACACACACACACACACACACACACACACACACACACACACACACACAGCUGUCUAGCAGGAAGGGCUGUAACAACCAACCAUAUCAACCUUUGAUUCAUUCUUCACAUAAAACAUACAGAUUGGGCCUGUUCAUUCAACCAUUAUCACAUUAUUGGAUUGUGUUGACAUGACAACUCUGUUAAUGUUUAUUUUACUCUGGCGUAGUGAAAAUAGAGCCUGCUUCACACUCCCCUUUCUGUGUGGAUUAAUAGAUGUGUGAAUUUUACAUUGUGUGCUAAUACAGUACAUUAUUAGGUAGGUGUUGUGUAUUGGGAUACAGUCAAUUCCAAGACUUUCUGAGAAGGAAGGAAAUAGGAAGUGGUUUUCAUAGUAGUAUUUGCGGAAUCAGUGAAAGGCAAAUAACUUGCAAUCAAAAGGUCACCUUAAUACGUCAUGACAUAUAAGUUGAUAACAGUGCUGUGUACUGAAUUUGAUUGUGUGUGUUUCAGCAGGUCUUAUCUCUGAUUAUCCUGUGAGGUCCAUGAAUAUAUGACUCUGACUGAGAUGUGAGAUGCUCACAUGUAUUUGAACAGUUUUUCUAUAUGAUUUAGUUUCUUGUGUGUGCUAUUGCUCCAUCAGGUUCUGUGAGCUGGUCAACUCUCUCCUAAGCCAGGCAGAAGCCCCAGUGGAGUACCCCAGCGAGCUCACUGGAGGAUUACUGGAGGUCAGCUAGGUUUCUUUCUCAAUUAAUCUUUCCUUGAUUUCCUCUCUUCUUGCCUCCUUCUGAAAACGCAUUGGAAAGGUUCGGGGGGAGAGACAUUGGACCUUCUCCUCCAAUACAGUUGAAAAGGAGGUGAGGAGAAAGGAUUCAAGGAAUUGCGGAGAGACAAAUUGAGAGAGGGCCGUAGAAUCCUAGAAUCCUCCCUCUCGAGGCUGCUUUUCUAUUUUUGACCCCCCCUUCUACCCUACCAGUACACAAACAAGCCCUGUCAUGAUGGGGUCAAAAGGUGAAAUGUUUCCCUUAACCGUUGCCCAAGUAGUGAUAUGUUUACCGUAUUCCCGACCCCUCAUUUUUGUCUGUGUUAAGUUCCUGGUAUUCACAGAACAUUGGACUCAUUCCAGCAGACCUGGGUUCAAAUACUAUUUGAAAUAAUUUCAAAUAGUAUUUCAGUUCACUUUAGUUCAGAGCAGCAGAAGGUCUCUAAAUGAACAUUGUUCCAUCGCUUUGCGCUCUCACUCAACGUUUUCUGUUGUGGUUGCUUGUGACAUUCUUUGCAAUAUUUCUAACCCACACACUCUCUAAAACACAUUUUCAAUGACACACACACACAUUUAGUUUCACACCCAUCUUCCUGUUGAAUGAAACCUUCUCCCUUACCUCCUGCAGUUUAUCUAUGAGACCAGCGAAAAUGGAGAGAAGGUGGUUCUGGGUAAAGGAACCUAUGGCGUGGUGUAUGCUGGGAGGGACCUGAGCAACCAAGUCCGCAUCGCCAUAAAGGAGAUCCCAGAGAAAGACAGCACGUAUGGAAAACACAUUUCCCCUUCUUUUUUUUUUGCCUGGUCCCAGAUCUGUUUUUGCUGUUUUGUCAAAGAAUGACCAUAGUUGUUCACACGACAGCACAAACAGAUCUGUGACCAGGCUACAUUUCUUUGCACAUUAUACCGUAAAUCCGAAUUAUUAUUUUAGCCUAAUACGCAUAAUAUAUUAUACAAUUGUGAGCGAAACGAUGAAAAUGAUGAAUGUACAGAUGUUUUCCUCAGCAUGCCAAAUGUGUAAUGUUUCUCUGUGGAGGAAAACAAUUUGUCCAGUGUCCCCAUAGCUCUACACUGGAAUCUACUCCCUGAAGAGAUGGAUGUCUAUUUAGAUUUUUCCCAUUCCUUGUUUACGAGCCUUCGACCUCGACUAAGACCUUAGCCCCAUAGUUGAAGAAAUGUUAGUACUUACGGGUGCUUGUAAAGCUCUCAUCAUAUUCAUACAGUAUAUAUGGGUCACAGCUACACCAUGUCAAUGUCAGCACAACUGCAAGAUUAGAGUGUGUGAAUUUUAUGUUGUUUUUCAAUGACAGCACAGCUAGCGCUAACAUCGUUUAUGUUUUGUAGCAAUGUUGUUAUAAUGGCAGAUGUACACUGUCCCAUUUGCUAAUGUGCUAAUGCUAUGCUAAUCUAGUGCCAAUGCUAACUGUUGGUUUUCUCACCAUCUCUGUGUGAAUCUCAGUUACUCCCAGCCUCUGCAUGAGGAGAUGGCUCUGCACAAGAGGCUGAAGCACAGGAACAUCGUUCAGUACCUGGGCUCUCUGAGUCAGGACGGCUUCAUCAAGAUCUUUAUGGAGGAGGUUCCUGGAGGUACAGAGCAUAGAAAUAGAAUCUAUUUCAAAUAUAUUCUAGAUUAAAUCUCAUUCUGUUUCUAUUGUCCCAUAAACCAGGUCACAUUGAACCAGUUUAUUCAGUGUUCAAAUUUCAACUUUUGUGCCUCUCUCUACUACAAAUGAUUUGUCUGUCUUUCAGUCUUUCUCUCUAUCACUCCUUCACUCAGUAUGUACAGUAUUCAUUCACUCUCUCACUAACAGAAGUUUUGCUAAUCUUAUACUGUCCUUUUUUAACUUUUAAACUGCCAUAUAGCUAAUGGUUUCAGUAUUCAGUUUGUGUGUCUCUCUACUACUCAUUCGCCUUUCAUUCUCUCUCCACCACUCACACACUCUGGUACUGUAUUCACUCAUUCUCUCUCCACCACUCACACACUCUGGUACUGUAUUCACUCAUUCUCUCUCCACCACUCACACAGUCUGGUACUGUAUUCACUCAUUCUCUCUCCACCACUCACACACUGGUACUGUAUUCACUCAUUCUCUCUCCACCACUCACACACUCUGGUACUGUAUUCACUCAUUCUCUCUCCACCACUCACACAGUCUGGUACUGUAUUCACUCAUUCUCUCUCCACCACUCACACAGUCUGGUACUGUAUUCACUCAUUCUCUCUCCACCACUCACACAGUCUGGUACUGUAUUCACUCAUUCUCUCUCCACCACUCACACAGUCUGGUACUGUAUUCACUCAUUCUCUCUCCACCACUCACACAGUCUGGUACUGUAUUCACUCAUUCUCUCUCCACCACUCACACAGUCUGGUACUGUAUUCACUCAUUCUCUCUCCACCACUCACACACUCUGGUACUGUAUUCACUCAUUCUCUCUCCACCACUCACACAGUCUGGUACUGUAUUCACUCAUUCUCUCUCCACCACUCACACAGUCUGGUACUGUAUUCACUCAUUCUCUCUCCACCACUCACACAGUCUGGUACUGUAUUCACUCAUUCUCUCUCCACCACUCACACACUCUGGUACUGUAUUCACUCAUUCUCUCUCCACCACUCACACACUCUGGUACUGUAUUCACUCAUUCUCUCUCCACCACUCACACAGUCUGGUACUGUAUUCACUCAUUCUCUCUCCACCACUCACACAGUCUGGUACUGUAUUCACUCAUUCUCUCUCCACCACUCACACAGUCUGGUACUGUAUUCACUCAUUCUCUCUCCACCACUCACACAGUCUGGUACUGUAUUCACUCAUUCUCUCUCCACCACUCACACACUCUGGUACUGUAUUCAGGACAGCGGAGUCACUCACCACCUUCCGGAGACAUUUGAAACCCCACCUCUUUAAGGAAUACCUGGGAUAGGAUAAAGUAAUCCUUCUACCCCCCCCCCCCCCCCCAAACAUUGUAAAGUGGUUAUCCCACUGCCUAUAGGGUGAAUGCACCAAUUUGUGAGUCGCUCUGUUUAAGAGCGUCUGCUAAAUGACGUAAAUGUGCCCUUGAGCAAGGCACUUAACCCUAAUUGCUCCUGUAAGUCGCUCUGGAUAAGAGCGUCUGCUAAAUGACUAAAAUGUAAAUGUAAAUGUAAAUGUAUUCACUCAUUCUCUCUCCACCACUCACACACUCUGGUACUGUAUUCACUCAUUCUCUCUCCACCACUCACACAGUCUGGUACUGUAUUCACUCAUUCUCUCUCCACCACUCACACAGUCUGGUACUGUAUUCACUCAUUCUCUCUCCACCACUCACACACUCUGGUACUGUAUUCACUCAUUCUCUCUCCACCACUCACACAGUCUGGUACUGUAUUCACUCAUUCUCUCUCCACCACUCACACAGUCUGGUACUGUAUUCACUCAUUCUCUCUCCACCACUCACACACUCUGGUACUGUAUUCACUCAUUCUCGCAUCAAUACUUUCAGUAUUGCUCAUCUUUCUCUGCUCCCCUAAAUAUGAAACUGUCAUUCAAAUCAAAUGUUAUUUGUCACGUGCAAUACAAUAGGUGUAGACUUUACUGUGAAAUGCUUACUUACAAGCCUUUUCCUAACAAUGCAGAGUAAAAAAUAAGAAAUAAAAGGAAAUGGCCAAAAAAAGGAAAUUGUAACACAAUUAAAUUAUAAUAAAGUAUUUAGUCAGCCACCAAUUGUGCAAGUUCUCCCACUUAAAAAGAUGAGAGAGGCCUGUAAUUUUCAUCAUAGGUACAUGUCAACUAUGACAGACAAAUUGAGAAAAGAAAAUCCAGAAAAACACAUUGUAGGAUUUUUAAUUAAUAUAUUUGCAAAUUAUAGUGGAAAAUAAGUAUUUGGUCACCUACAAACAAGCAAGAUUUCUGGCUCUCACAGACCUGUAACUUCUUCUUUAAGAGGCUCCUCUGUCCUCCACUCAUUACCUGUAUUAAUGGCACCUGUUUGAACUUGUUAUCAGUAUAAAAGACACCUGUCAUUGUCCUGUUAUCAGUAUAAAAGACAUACAGUCACACUCCAACCUCCACUAUGGCCAAAACCAAAGAGCUGUCAAAGGACACCAGAAACAAAAUUGUAGACCUGCACCAGGCUGGGAAGACUGAAUCUGCAAUAGGUAAGCAGCUUGGUUUGAAGAAAUCAACUGUGGGAGCAAUUAUUAGGAAAUGGAAGACAUACAAGACCACUGAUAAUCUCCCUCGAUCUGGGGCUCCACGCAAGAUCUCACCCCGUGGGGUCAAAAUGAUCACAAGAAAUUUGAGCAAAAAUCCCAGAACCACUCGGGGGGACCUAGUGAAUGACCUGCAGAGAGCUGGGACCAAUGUAACAAAGCCUACCAUCAGUAACACACUACGCCGCCAGGGACUCAAAUCCUGCAGUGCCAGACGUGUCCCCCUGCUUAAGCCAGUACAUGUCCAGGCCCGUCUGAAGUUUGCUAGAGUGCAUUUGGAUGAUCCAGAAGAGGAUUGGGAGAAUGUCAUAUGGUCAGAUGAAACCAAAAUAGAACUUUUUGGUAAAAACUCAACUCGUCGUGUUUGGAGGACAAAGAAUGCUGAGUUGCAUCCAAAGAACACCAUACCUACUGUGAAGCAUGGGGGUGGAAACAUCAUGCUUUGGGGCUGUUUUUCUGCAAAGGGACCAGGACGACUGAUCCGUGUAAAGGAAAGAAUGAAUGGGGCCAUGUAUCGUGAGAUUUUGAGUGAAAACCUCCUUCCAUCAGCAAGGGCAUUGAAGAUGAAACGUGGCUGGGUCUUUCAGCAUGACAAUGAUCCCAAACACACCGCCCGGGCAACGAAGGAGUGGCUUCGUAAGAAGCAUUUCAAGGUCCUGGAGUGGCCUAGCCAGUCUCCAGAUCUCAACCCCAUAGAAAAUCUUUGGAGGGAGUUGAAAGUCCGUGUUGCCCAGCGACAGCCCCAAAACAUCACUGCUCUAGAGGAGAUCUGCAUGGAGGAAUGGGCCAAAAUACCAGCAACAGUGUGUAAAAACCAUGUGAAGAUUUACAGAAAACGUUUGACCUGUGUCAUUGCCAACAAAGGGUAUAUAACAAAGUAUUGAGAAACUUUUGUUAUUGACCAAAUACUAAUUUGCAAAUAAAUUCAUAAAAAAUCCUACAAUGUGAUAUUCUGGAUUUUUUUCUUCUCAUUUUGGCUGUCAUAGUUGACGUGUACCUAUGAUGAAAAUUUACAGGCCUCUCUCAUCUUUUUAAGUGGGAGAACUUGCACACUUGGUGGCUGACUAAAUACUUUUUUCCCCCACUGUCCAAGAAGUACCAGUACUGAGCCAAUGUGCAGGGGUAUGAAGUAGUUGAGGUAAUAUGUACAUGUAGGUAGGGAUAAAAGUGACUAGGCAAUCAGGAUAGAUAAUAAACAGAGUAGCAGCAGCGUGUGUGUCUGUGAGUGUGUGUGGCGUCAAUAUGUGUGUGUGUGUGCGCGUGUGUGUUUGUGGGAGUGUCAGUGUAGUAUGCGUGAGUCUGUGGGUAGAGGCCAGUGAGUGUGCAGAGAGCCAGUGCAAGAAUGUCAGUGCAAAAAAAAACAAAAAAAUGGGGGUCAAUGCAUUCGGAAAGUUUUCAGACCCCUUGACUUUUCCACAUUUUGUUACAUGACAGCCUUAUUCUAAAAUUGAUUUUAAAAAAUCAAACAAAAAAAAAACAUCUCAAUCUACACACACUACCCCAUAAUGAAAAGGCGAAAACAUGUUUUUUUUGUGCAAAUUUAUUACAAAUAAAAAACGGAAAUACCUUAUUUACAUAGGUAUUCAGACCCUUUUCUAUGACACUCGAAAUUGAUCUCCGGUGCAUCCUGUUUCCAUUGAUCAUCAUUGAGAUGUUUCUACAACUGGAUUGGAGUCCACCUGUGGUAAAGUCAGUUGAUUGGACAUGAUUUGGACAGGCACAUACCUGUCUAGAUAAGGUCCCACAGUUGACAGUGCAUGUCAGAACAAAAACCAAGCCAUGAAGUCGAAGGAAUUGUCUGUAGAGCUCCGAGACAGGAUCGUGUUGAGGCACAGAUCUGGGGAAGGGUACCAAAAAAUGUCUGCAGCAUUGAAGGUCCCCAAGAACACAGUGGCCUCCAUAAUUCUUAAAUGGAAGAAGUUUGGAACCACCAAGACUCUUCCUAGAGCUGGCCGCCCGGGCAAACUGAGCAAUUGGGGGAGAAGGGCCUUGGUCAGGAAGGCGACCAAGAACCCGAUGGUCACUCUGGCAGAGCUCCAGAGUUCCUCUGUGGAGAUGGGAGAACCUUCCAGGAGGACAACCAUCUCUGCAGCACUCCACCAAUCAGGCCUUUAUGGUAGAGUGGCCAGACGGAAGCCACUCCUCAGUAAUGCACAUGACAGCCCGCUUGGAGUUUGCCAAAAGGCACCUAAAGGACUCUGACCAUGAGAAACAAGAUUCUCUGGACUGAUGAAACCAAGAUUGAUCUCUUUGGCCUGAAUGCCAAGCGUCACGUCUGUUUUUCAGCGGCAGGGACUGGGAGAAUAGUCAGGAUCGAGGGAAAGAUGAACGGAGCAAAGUACAGCGAGAUCCUUGAUGAAAACCUGCUCCAGAGCACUCGGGACCUUAGACUGGGGUGAAGCUUCACCUUCCAACAGGACAACGACCUUAAACUCACAGCCAAGACAAUGCAGGAGUGGCUUCGGACAAGUCUCUGAAUGUCCUUAAGUGGCCCAGCAGGAGCCCAGACUUGAACCUGAUCUCUGGAAAGACCUGUAAAUAGCUGUGCAGUGACACUCCCCAUCCAACCUGACAGAGCUUGAGAGGAUCUGCAGAGAAGAAUGGGAGAAACUCCCCAAAUACAGGUGUGCCAAGCUUGUAGCGUCAUACGUACCCAAGAAGACUCGAGGCAGUAAUCGCUGCCAAAGGUGCUUCAACAAAGUACUGAGUAAAGGGUCUGAAUAGUUAUGUAAAUAUAAUAUUUCCGUUUGUAUUUUUAAUACAUUUGCUAACAUUUCUAAAACCUGUUUUUGCUUUGUCCUUAUGGGGUACUGUGUGUAGAUUUAUGACGAAAAAUCUAUUUAAUCAAUUUUAGAAUAAGGCUGUAACAUAACAAAGUGGAAAACGUCAAGGGGUCUGAAUACUUUCCGAAUGCACUAUAAAUAGUCUGGGUAGCCAUUUGAGUAACUGUUCAGCAGUCUUAUGGCUUGGGUGUAGAAGCUGUUCAGGAGCCUUUUGGUCCCAGACUUGGUGUUCCGUUACCGCUUGCAGUGCAGUAGCAGAGAGAAGCCAAAUAUUUUCAGCCUCCUGAGGGGGAAGAGGCGUUGUCAUUACACCUAUGUUGGGAAGCAUCACUGACUCAGUAUGGAGCAAUCACAUAAGUGGGAAUAAAAAGGAGGGGAUAGCAUUCACAUGUUAUCAUUAUGAAAAGGACGGCACAAAUCACACCCUACAAUUUCAGCUACAUGCGUUUGUGAAGGGUUAGUGAAAACCACCAUAAUGUUACGAAAUGAUCGUAUUUUAGUUUCUAGGAAGUCUGUGUCUGGAGGUCUUUUUGGUGUUUGUGUGUCUGCGUGUUUGUGUGUGUGUGUGUGUGUGUGUGUGUGUGUGUGUGUGUCUAAUUCAGUGCAAUAGCUACAGGCAGGAUAUCACACAGGAAGUGUGGGUGUUUCCAGUAUCCCAACAAUUGAGAAAAAUGGAUUUCACAAUACAAUGAAGUCACUGAUAUACCAGUGUUAUAAAAAGUGAAAAUACUUCAGACAUCUUAUCAUUGUGAAUAUCCUGGGCCUUGUUUCCCAGAGCCUUCAUAGCGCUAAGAUCAUCGUUAGAACCUUCUUACGAUGUAUCUUUAUAAGCCGAGGUGUUUCCCAGAGCCUUCGUUAGUAAUGUGGCACAUCUAGUGAUUCAGACCACUCGUAGAGCAGCCAAAGUGCAUCGUUCGAUGCUUUUUUGCCCUUUCGCAUCACUUUAUUAUUUGCUAAAGAUCUUGAAGAUCUUUGCUAAACAUAGAAUCAAGAUGUUUAUGCUAUCUGUCUGACUGGGACUGCCGAUAUCCUCAGAACCAAGAUGACUACAAAUACAAAGUUGCCAAAGUAUUUGCAAUUGUUACAAACAAGUGAAGAAUAAAAGUAUGCAUCGAAUGAAAACCGAGAUGACUGCAUUAAAAGAUACAUAGCCUACAUAGGCUAUUUCAAUCAUAUUGAAAUCAAUGUCAUGUUAAAUCAAUUGAGUUCUAUUUUGCGUCUAGGAUAUUGUCUGUCAUUUUUGCUUCAAAGUGUUUCAUGAUGUGUGACAACAUGUGCUCAAUGAUGUGCCCAAUCGGUGAUUUAGUGAAUUAUUAUUGGGUAAGCAUAAUAAGCCGCCUCAAUAGCCAAUUUGCAGCCGUAGGUGGUAAUAUUUCUCUAGGAGCUGAUCCUUGGUCAGUAUUGUGGAAUCAUUCUAAUGUUAAGAUUUGAAUGGAGAAAUCUGUUCCGAAAGCAGCGGUGCUUUUCUUUCGAUCCUAUCACUAUCGACACGUGGUAUAACGACGCACUAAGUUGUUUGGGAAACACUGUCAUUGGCUCGUAAAUAACGAUGCAUCUGGUACGUCAUCGUAAUGCUUAAGUUACAUUGCAACUGGGAAAUGAGGCCCAGAGGUGUUGCAAAUCCUAAAUUGAAUCCCUUGCAUAUCUAACCGUAACCCAUUCCAAUGUCAUCUCUCCCAUGUAGGAAGCUUGUCCUCUCUCCUGCGUUCCAAAUGGGGACCCCUGAAAGACAAUGAGGCCACCAUCAUUUUCUACACCAAGCAGAUCCUGGAAGGGCUUAAGUAUCUCCAUGACAACCAGAUAGUCCACAGAGACAUCAAGGUGAGGUGUCAGCAAGAUUACCAUUUGUUGUUGUUGCUAAAUAAAUGUUCAAAAAAGUACCAAUGCCACAGCAGAUUUUUAUUCACAUUGUCAGAGCUGGGUCGUGUUCAUUAGGGACCAAACGGCAGAAAACUGAGUGAAACAGGGAGGGACUUCCUGGACUUAAGAAACACUCCUUUUUGUUUUCCAUUUCAAAUCGUUUUGCUACGUUGUGCCCUACUGAGCAUGACCCUGGUGUAUGUUGCUUACCCAACUACAAAUGUGUUACCAUGUUUUGUGCAGAAAGUGUAUCAAGUGUAAGAAACUAGUCAUUUCCUCACAGGGUGACAACGUGCUGAUUAACACCUACAGUGGUGUUCUGAAGAUCUCUGACUUUGGCACCUCGAAACGACUGGCGGGAAUCAACCCCUGCACAGAGACCUUUACAGGUUUGUGGGGGUGUGUGUGUGGGUGGGUGUGUUUUGAAGCUUUUGUAUGAGUGUGGUUGAGUAUGUGGCCAUGCUUUUUGCAUAUGAACAUUAUAUUUCACUUUGUUGGUAUGAAUAUUAUUUACAUGUGUUGCCUACAUGUUUGUGGAGGCAGGUGUCUAAAUGUCUCUGUGGUGUUGUAGGGACCCUGCAGUACAUGGCUCCAGAGAUCAUCGACCAGGGCCCGCGGGGUUAUGGGAAGCCUGCAGACAUCUGGUCCUUGGGCUGUACCAUCAUAGAGAUGGCCACAGGGAAACCACCCUUCCACGAGCUGGGCAGCCCACAGGCAGCAAUGUUCAAGGUAAUCUUUCUCUUAGAAACCAAAAGGUUUGGUAAUUAGUAUGUUAUUACAUUGUAGCCUAUACCUUGUAAGGUACCUCUGAAUACUAGGUAAAUACUGGACUGUAAAGAAUUUUACCAGCUGAAACCAGGGUUGUGUUCAUAAAGCAUCAAACUGAAGACAGACUGAAACAGAUAGGGUCUACCUGAACUUGUCCAAUAAGAAACUCAGUUUCCGUUGCAAAACGUUUUUUACGUUGCAUGCCCUACUGAACAUAACCCUGAAGUGUACGUACUCUGUUCCCGUCUCCCUCUAGGUUGGUAUGUUCAAGAUCCACCCGGAGGUGCCGGAGUGUAUGUCAGGUGAGGCCAAAGGCUGCAUCAUGAGCUGCUUCACCCCGGACCCAGACAACAGAGCCACGGCCUCUGAGCUGCUCAAGGACUCCUUCCUCAAGUCCACCUCCCGGAGGAAGGCCAAGCCCCAGCCUGACACACUGCCUACGGAUGCUGGUGAAUCAUCAUUGUUAUAGUUAUAGAUUCAUGUUAUUUUAAUCACCAUUAUCAUCAUAGUUAUCGUCAUCAUCAUUUUUAUAGUCAUCAUUAUCAUCAUCAAUCAUCAUCAGUGCCAGAGUCUGGUCUUGUGGUAGCACUGCCUACUCCGGACCACAUACCACCCGACGAUGGGAACGCACGCCCUUUCUUGGCCACUCCUAUUUGUGCCCUCUACUAUGUCUAUCUGUCUAUCUGUCUAUCUGUCUAUGUCUCUCUGUCUAUCUGUCUAUCCGUCUCUGCUUCUUUUAAAAAUACAUAUAAAAUACAAAACGGGAUCUGAAUUUCGAUCUCCUUUUAAAAAAGGAAAAAAAGAAUAAUCAUCAUUAUAGUUUCAAUCGCCAGACUUAUUAUUCAUUAUUUUCAUAAUUGUCAGAAAUAUUAAUUAUUAUUGCCCUUGUCUGUGUAUUGUCUUCCUAAUUCAGAAACGCUAUGAUCAUCGCCAUUUCCGUCACCAUUACGGUGCUAAUGACUCUGCCCUGCUUUGUGUCCUGUAGGUGACAUCUACCAGCGGAGUAUGUCUGUCCCAGUGUCUAUACGUGUGACAGAUACAGACAGGGACGCUGACAGGAUGGACCUGUCGUGCUCCUGGGACCUCCGGAGGACUAUCUCUCCCCUCAGAGGAAAUUACAUCACAGAGAGCCAACCCAGCACCAGAGGCUUCCUGCCGUGAGUCAAAACAUGCUAUACCCUCUGGUUCCCAAUUUAAUUACAUCAGAUUUGUGAAACAACUUCAUUGUAGAUCAUUGCCUUACUGUAAAUGCAAUCUAAUGCAAUAGAUAACCUAAAUUGUCAGAGAAAUCCAGCUUCCACCAUAUUGUCUUAUUUUCCAAUCACUGCAGAUAGAAGGGAGGAGUAGAGGAGAGGUCAGAUUUUCAACCAAUUGAGAUAGAGCCCAUGCUAUAUAUUGCCAAGACCAUAUUUGUAUGGCAGAAUGUUUUAUCUCAGUGACAUUGGUGUCUCUCUGUCUCCCCCUUGUGGUGGCCAGGGUGUCAGAGGAGCCCAGUACUGUGGACAUGACGGCUAGUCCAGCCACGUCAGGGGAGAACCUGGGCCUGUUCCUACUGAGGAAGGACAGCGAGAGGAGGGCCACACUGCACAGGAUCCUCACUGAGUACAUCACCGACGUGGUGCACAACAUCCAGAAUACAUUACCUCAGGUAGAGAGAGAGAGAGAGAGAGAGAGAUCUUGGUCUGUAUGUAUCAAGAGUGUCAGAGUAGGAGUACUGUUCGAGGAUCAGUUUGGCCUUUUAGAUCAUAAUAAAUAAGACCGGAUGGACCUGAUCUUAGAUCAGUACUUCUACUCUUUGACGCUUUUUGAAUAUGGGCCCAGAGAAGUAUCUAUCCCUUAUUGAGAUACAGUCAACUCCUGAUAAAUGCAAUGGCUUAGGAUUGUUAUGAGGGCAUGCACUCAACCGAUCGGAGCAUGCCUAAAGACAAUGUAUGGUGAAAUAAUAAUAAUAAUAUAUGCCAUUUAGCAGACUUAAAGUCAUGCGCACAUACAUUUUACGUAUGGGUGGUCCCGGGAAAGCGAACACACUACCCUGGCGUUAUAAGCACCAAUGCUCUACCAACUGAGCUACAAAGGACCACAAGGCACUUAGACUGAGUAUACCCUUAUCAGGUGUUUGCUGUACAUGUUAGGUGUGAAAUAAUGAGUGUUUGUCUACAUUUGACAUUUGUAGGUUUCUUUGCCUAUAAUCCUUUUAUAAUGUUUCCUCUCUCCUUGCCUCUAAGCAGACAGACGUAUCGUCCGUGACCUCAGAGCAUAUCUCUGAGCUGAUUGGCUGCCUGCGGGAGAACAUCCGCUCUCCAGACAGAAGGCACCUGACCAAGGGCCUGGUGAAGUUGCGCUCCACACUGCUUGCUACUGCAGUACCCCUCAACAACCUGCAAGCAGUGCUCUUCAGCUUCCAGGACGCGGUAGGUCACUGGAGAUCAGGGUUGUUUGUGUUCAUUAGGGCACGCAACGGAAAACAUUAUCAAACAUCUUGCAACUAAAAAAUGGUGCAUCUUAUUGGACUAGUCCAGGUAGUCCCUCCCUGUUCUUUUUCAUUUGGUACAUAAUGAACAUUACCCAGGAGUUGCAACGCCAGUCCUUGAGGACAGUAGCCCUGCCAGUUUCCAUUUCUCCCUGGCAUGUGAAAGAUGACGUACUGUCAUUGAUUGGCCAUAUAUUUCACACACAUGGUUCCCCAGGUAUGAGAUAGUUAGUGAUCACAAGGCAAGGAUGGAGAAACAGUGGGAAGGGUGGACGUGGGAUUGAACAUUGGGAGUCGUAUGAAAAUUAAAAAAAUAUAAUGUAUGUGUCAAUAGCCAGGAGUUUUACCACUCGACCACAGGCUCUGCAUCACACCCAAUACUGUUGUGCUAACCCGUUCUUCUCACUCCCUCGUGUGUGCAGGUGAAAAAGGUGUUGAGGCAGCAGCAGGUGAAACCUCACUGGAUGUUUGCUCUGGAUAACCUGCUAAGGCAGGCCGUGCAGGACGCCAUCACUGUACUGUUACCAGGUAAGAACCAGCAGAGUCGGGCCCAAUUCUAUCAACUUCUAUCAGUUAAAUUGGACAUGGAAAUUCCUUAUAGAACUACAGUUCAAUUUCAUGAUAUGACUGGAAUUUGGAAUUGAGUCCAUCCCCGCCAUUCAAAAACCUCACUACCUCUGCCUCCCGAGUGGCGCAGCAGCCUAAGGCACUGCAUUGCAGUGCUUGAGGAGUCAUUACAGCCCCGGGUUCGAUCCCAGGCUGUGUCACAGCCAGCCAUGACCGGGAGACCCAUGAGGUGGCGCACAAUUGGCCCAGCGUCGUCCGGGUUAGAGGAGGGUUUGGCUGGCCGGGAUUUCCUUGUCCCAUCGCGCUCUAGUGACUCCUUGUGGCGGUAAGCUGACUUCGGUCGCCAGUUGGACGGAGUUUCCUCCGACACAUUGGUGCGGCUGGCUUUCGGGUCAAGCGAGCAGUGUGUCAAGAAGCAGUGCGGCUUGGCAGGGUCGUGUUUCGGAGGACGCAUGGCUCUCAACCUUCGCCUCACCGAAGUCCGUAGGGGAGUUGCAGCGAUGGGACAAGACUGUAACUACCAAUUGGAUAUCAUGAAAAUUGGGGAGAAAAAGGGGUAAAAGUACAAAAAAUUAUAAUAAUUAAAAAUAAUACUGUAUAUAAGAAUCUCACCACCUCCCAAAUCCCCACACACCACACACACACUCCUGCUCACACACACCUUGAUGACUUUCAGAGCUCAAGCUCCAGCUGCAGUCUUCCUUUGAGAAGGAGGAGAGUAGCCCAGAGAGAGAGCAGCAGCCCAGUGAGCUAGCAGAGACUCUGCCUGCAGUUUUGUCAGAUGACCAGGUGGUGGCGCCAGCUGACACAAAGACCAUAGAGGAGGUUCGAGAAAGCCCUUGCUUGCCCAAUGGCCUCCAGUACAACACUAACUGUCCCCUCAGUCACGAACUGAGAGAUCUACGGCUAGAGACUCGCAGGUUCAGUACCAUUUACUUAGCUGUUUAUAUUACAUUUCCAAAUGCUUUAUUGGUAUGACAAAAAUGCAUUUGUAUUGCCAUUUUAAUCUUUAUUCCACAUUUGAUGUGGGGUUUCAUUUUAUUUCACCUCUAGCAUAAUGGGCUUUAAAAUGGAAAGAAAAGAAGGCAAUUCCUACAGAUUCAGUGAACGAUGCCAGCACACCACCAAGGAUUAGAUUGCAACCAGUUACAAUAUGGGCAGUGAAGUGAUAUGGGUAAAUAGUGAAAUGUACUGUUACUUCAGGCCUGGUCCAUAAUGACUAAGUGUGUGUUUCAGACUGCUGACCCAGCUGAGUGAGAAAGAGAGGGAAUACCAGGAGCUACUGAGGAACUCUGUCCAGAGGAGACAGGAUCAGAUCGACACUACCAGGAAAACAUCAGAACCCACAGGUAAUGUUUUCACCUCCUACUCCCUCCCAAAGCAGUCUGACUGUUGCUAAUGUCUGCACAUUCAUCCUCAGUCCCUGUGACUGUCAGUCUAACACCUUAACCAUUACUGAAAAUCUGCAUUUGAAAUACUCAGAAUGUUCAGCUUAGUAGCAUGAACUGGUGACCAGACCAUACCAACUUGUCUUCUCAUCCUCCUGUAGAUACAGAGUUGUCCCUGCAGAUAAGUUCUAACCCAGAAGUCAAAUCCUUGGUUUUCUGGCUGAAGGCUAUCCCAGUAGAUCAGGACACCAUAGACAAGGUAAGGAACUUCAAAAAUACUUUUGUGAUUUAAUGAUGUGGGAUUGGUUACCAAAAUAUGGGGUGACUAUUGAUUGAUAGGUAACUACGUGAUUGGAAUGAACCAUCUAACUGGUGAAAAGAAUGAGCCUUAUACACGUCAUAAUAAUAUGACAAGUCACAAAAGUCUAUACCACGAAAAAUAUAUACAAAAGUAAUCCAUUAUGACUAAAUUAUCUUUAUAAGGUAGCUCAGUUUCAGUCAGUGUUUGCUAGAGGCUUGUUCUCACUGAUGUUGUGUGAGUAGAAUUCACACUCUGUGCUUUUGUUUCUAGUUACUCUCUCACGAGUUCACCUUGGACUGUCUCCUCACCAUGGCCUGCAGGGAUGACUUGAUGUACUGUGCCAUAAGGUGAACUGCCUCCUCCAAUCAUGUUCACACAUCCUUAAAGCAGAAACAGGAAACAACUGAUCUGCGCUAAUGAGGAAAACCCACUGUUUUCUGUUUGGAUGGUUGUUAUGUUAUUGUACUGUGAAUCGCUGAAAUAAUAUGUGUCAAUGUGUAUACAUGUGGAUGUGACCACUGUUCUGUGCAGUGUGAGGGUGUAUGGAUGUGACACACACACAUGGACAAGGACACACAAACGGUCUGUACUGUAAUGUUUUUUUUUUUACUGUAACUUCCUGUGUCUCCUCCACAGAGGAGGGAUGCUGUGUCGCGUCUGGGCGGCCAUCACAACACGGAGGAAGUCACAGCUCAAAUCUCAGCACAGUACACACUCUGAAGAGAGCGAGGACACCAUUCUCUGA